Messenger RNA from Siniperca chuatsi (mandarin fish), 2693 nucleotides. Its product is annotated as properdin-like. The record is from RefSeq and is a predicted model, not a curated record. The transcript is spliced from 12 exons. NCBI's taxonomy places the organism in Eukaryota, Metazoa, Chordata, Actinopteri, Centrarchiformes, Sinipercidae. Bases 249 to 1973 code for a protein of 574 amino acids.
AACUUGGUCCUUCGAGCCAGAUUCCAACAUAUCCAGAGUUUCCAGUGGACACGGAGGAUUCCAGGGAAGACUGUGCACAGCGGACCCCUAGGCGGGCUCCUAAGAUCCUUUUGAGAGGAACUGGAUUUCCUCCUCGUCGGCUGGAAGCCGAGGAUUGACGGAAUCUGGAGGAGUUAGACGAAAGGCUGAGGACAGCGGAGUCCUGUCGCUGACUUAAAUUCCUUCUUUGCAGCAGCAGCAGCAGCAGGAUGGAGGUUCUGGCGGUUCUGAGGGUUUUGCUGGUUGUGGUUCUGCUGCUGGUUUCUGUGGAGCGUUCUGAGUGUGUGCGGUGUUUUGCACGUUUCAGCCUGAUCCUGGGUCAGUGUGACGAAGAGCUCGGUGAGGUGGAUGAAGACGACUGCUGUCAGAACCCUCAGUACGGUUACCGGGCAGCAGACGGAGUGUGUCAGUCCUGUGGUCCUCCGCUGUGGUCUCCCUGGUCACCGUGGUCACCGUGUAACGUCCUGUGUGGGGAAGGAGUGACGCAGAGAAGCAGGACGUGUUUCGGCGUCGGCCAAUCAGAAUGUCAGAACGCUGAAGAGAAGCUGGAGAUGGUACCGUGCAGCGGCACCUGCUGCGACGCAAAGGGGUGGGGCUUGUGGCUCCCCUGGUCGCCCUGCUCAGUGACCUGUGGAGGAGGCGGAGUCAGGAAGAGAGAGAGAGUCUGCUCCAGUCCUCCUGAGUGCCGCUUGGCCUGCAGUGGUCCUUCAGAGGAGACCGAGGAGUGUCCAACACACACCACCUGUCCAGUUCAUGGUGGUUGGUCCAGUUGGUCUGGUUGGUCUCAGUGUUCUGGUUGGUGUAUCAAUGACCAGCGUGGUGAUGUCAUCAUCCCAUCCAAAGUGCGACAUCGUUACUGCACUAACCCCGUCCCUUCCAAUGACACGGUGCCACCUGGCAACAGUUGCCCUGGAGACAACAUCCAGGCCCAGGACUGCAGCGAACUCCCCAACUGUCCAGUGGACGGCAGCUGGGGGGCGUGGUCUCCGCCCGGGCCGUGCUCCGUCUCCUGUGGGGAGGGGCUUCGGCUGUCAUUCAGGAUGUGUGAUAGCCCCUCCCCUAAAUAUGGCGGACGAAUUUGUGAUGGAUUGAGCACACAGAGCAGCGCCUGUCAGAGUCCCUGUCCUGUCAACGGGUUCUGGUCCGGCUGGUCCAGCUGGGGUGAGUGUUCUUCCUCCUGUAUCCCACAAGGCCAAGCUUCCAUCAGGACUCGCCACCGCUCCUGUUCUAACCCCGCCCCUUCAUCCAGCCCGCCCGGCGCAAGUUGUCAGGGUAACGACAGAGACACAGAGAACUGCAACCACGUGCCUCACUGCCCAGUGGACGGAAGUUGGGGGUCUUGGUCUCCCCUCUCUUCCUGUCCUGUCACCUGUGGGGUGGGGCUUCAGGUGUCUACCAGGAGAUGUGACAGCCCCGCCCCCAAACAUGGCGGCCAGCCAUGUCCUGGAGAGGGACGUCGAACCAGCAUCUGUAAGACCAACGUCCACUGUCCAGUGGACGGGAUGUGGUCAGAGUGGUCGCCGUGGAAUCAGUGUAAAUACCCGUUCGGUGGGCGGGACAUCCGCUGCAAGGAGCUGGGCGGCAGUCAGACUCGAGAGCGCCAGUGUCUUCAUCGAGCUCACAACGGAUCCAUCUGCAGCGGAGACACGCUGACGGACAGACGGGUCUGCUAUGAUGUCAGCAACUGUUACCUGAAAGGCAGCUGGGACGGCUGGGAGCCGUGGAGUCUGUGUAAGCCGUCCUGUGGAGAAAAGUCCAAGCGCUUCAGGAGGAGACGCUGUGAACCUGAUUACAGCAAGUACAGCCCUACCAUUGGUCGGCUGAAGGAGCCGGCGACGUUCUUCGGGAUUCCACGUGCCGACUGCGUCUUGCCGCCGGACGGCGGGGAGAAGCUUCAGAUCCAGCCCUGCCUCAACGCCCCCGCCUGCCCCUAACAGGAGUUUAACGACAGUUUUAUCUGCUUCAUUUACAGUCGGCUAGUUUAGGCCAGUGGUUCCCAACCCAGGGGUCCGGCCCCUCCAAAGGUCACCAGAUAAACCCGAGGGGCCGUGAGAUUAUUAACGGGAACUCUGUCUUCAGUUUUCUCUAAUCUUUGAUUUUUAGUGAAAUAUCGAUCAUUUGAACAGAAAUGUCUCUCUGGAGGAACUGAUGACGAUGAGGAGACAGAAAGGUUGAGAACCACUGGCUUAUUUUUUACAGUGUGUUGCAUUUUAUAAACAGUUUUUAAUGUAAAAUGUUAAUCUGAAAGGUAACUGCAGCUGCCAGAUACAUGCAGUGCAGUGACACCUCCCUCUGAGACGCGGUGGUGCUGUAGUUAAAUGUGCAAACGAGUAAAUGUCCUGUUACUUUCCACCACCGUUGAAAUCAGAGAGGACAGACACUCGCCACUGAACAACAUCAGCGCUCAUCGGUCAAAGUUCUGCUGAUGAAAAACAAAAAGCGUUCACUGCUGUUAUCGCUCGCCUCAUUAAUACCAGAACUGCAGCCUGCUCGGUUGGUCGUCACCAUAGAAACCCCGACAAACAGCAAACAGCAGCUUUUAUCUUCGGCUGACCUGGUUGCAGUUUGUGUGUCUCACCGUUUGUCCCUCUGAUAGACUCGGAUAUAAAUGUGUUGUACUGCUCUGUUCUUGACUAUUAAACUUGUGUAUUGUC